Messenger RNA from Gopherus flavomarginatus (Mexican gopher tortoise), 5660 nucleotides. Its product is annotated as zinc finger protein 420-like. The record is from RefSeq and is a predicted model, not a curated record. Gene Ontology annotation, cellular component: nucleus. The transcript is spliced from 5 exons. Gene Ontology annotation, molecular function: DNA-binding transcription activator activity, RNA polymerase II-specific; RNA polymerase II cis-regulatory region sequence-specific DNA binding. NCBI's taxonomy places the organism in Eukaryota, Metazoa, Chordata, Testudines, Testudinidae. The coding region runs from base 39 to 2366 and encodes 775 amino acids. Gene Ontology annotation, biological process: central nervous system development; regulation of cytokine production; negative regulation of transcription by RNA polymerase II.
GCCCAGCUAAGGGAGGGAUUCAGCAGCUGAAACUGCGCAUGCUCCGUGCGAACCCCGGUGGGGGAGGGAGAAUAAAGCUGCAACUGCCGCCUCGGUGUGAGCCGCCCUUCUUGCCCUGCCAGGGCUGCAGAAUUACAUCCAUGUUUUUCUCCAGCUCAUCCCAUCCCCCCAUGACACAGGGAAGAGAAAUGGCUGCAGUGGAGCCAGCUCAGGGGCCGGUAAUCUUCGAGGAGGUGGCUGUGUAUUUCACCAGUGAAGAGUGGGCUCUGCUGGACCCCACUCAGAGAUCCCUCUACUGGGAUGUCAUGCAGGAGAACUAUGAGAAUGUGACCUCACUGGGGUUUCCAGUUUCCAAACCUCACAUAAUCUCCCAGCUCGAACAAGGGGAAGAGCCAUGGGUUCCAGACCUCCAGGGUUCAGAGGAAAGAGAGAUCUUGAGCUUUUCCUGCACAGCAGGUGAUGCAAUGGUAUGUGAGAAAGAGGAGCAGAAUUCUCACCAGGAAAAUGUUGAGCAAGUGGCUAAACACAGAGAAUUAUUGCAAAGAUCGAAAAGGCAUGUGUCCAGGAGUCAUGAGCAGAGAAAAUCUCAUGAGAUUCAGCACAGACCAGAAAGAGAGCAAGGAAACCAGCCAGCGGAGAAAAUGGGUAAAUUUAUUUCCUGUCGGGGAACUCAGAAGAGCGUCAAGGAAACCACAACACAACAGGAAAUCCUCAUGGGAAAGAGGGAAAAUACAUGCAGUGAGUGUGGAAAAACCUUAAUUUCCAGCUUAGCCCUUUCUGUUCAUCAGAGAAUCCACACAGGGCAAAGGCCUUAUGAAUGUCAUGAAUGUGGGAAAAGCUUCACUCGCAGCACAGGCCUUUCUCAACAUCAGAGAAUCCACACAGGGGAGAGGCCCUAUGAAUGCUGUGAGUGUGGGAAAAGCUUUAUUACCAACUCAGGCCUUUCUCAACAUCAGAGAAUCCACACAGGGGAGAGGCCCUGUGAAUGUCAUGAAUGUGGGAAAAGCUUCACUCGCAGCACAGGCCUUUCUCAACAUCAGAGAAUCCACACAGGAGAGAGGCCCUAUGAAUGCUGUGAGUGUGGGAAGAGCUUUAUUACCAGCUCAGCCCUUUCUCAACACGAGAGAAUCCACACAGGGGAGAGGCCCUAUGAAUGUCAUGAAUGUGGGAAAAGCUUCACUCGCAGCUCAGACCUUUAUAAACAUCAGAGAAUCCACACAGGGGAGAAGCCCUAUGAAUGCCGUGAGUGUGGGAAAGGCUUCACUCUCCGCUCAAGCCUUUCUAAACAUCAGAGAAUCCACACAGGGGAGAGGCCCUUUCAUUGUGGUGAGUGUGGGAAAACAUUCACUGACAGAUCAGUCCUUUCGAAACAUCGGAGAAUCCACACAGGGGAGAGGCCCUAUGAAUGCUGUGAGUGUGGGAAAAGCUUUAUUACCAGCUCAGAACUUCAUAAACAUCAGAGAAUCCACACAGGGGAGAGGCCCUUUGAAUGCUGUGAAUGUGGGAAAACCUUCACUGACAGAUCAGUCCUUUCUAAACAUAAGACAAUUCACACAGGGGAGAGGUGCUAUAAAUGCAGUGAGUGUGGGAAAAGCUUCACUCAGAACUCUCACCUUAGUAGGCAUCAGAGAAUCCACACGCAGGAGAGGCCCUAUGAAUGUCGUGAGUGUGGGAAAAGCUUCUCUCGCAGCUGUCACCUUACUGGGCAUCAGAGAAUCCACACAGGAGAGAGGUGCUGUGUAUGCAGUGAGUGUGGGAAAAGCUUCACUCACAGGUCUCAACUUACUAGGCAUCAGAGACUCCACACAAGAGAGAGACCCUAUGAAUGCUGUGAGUGUGGGAAAAGCUUUAUUACCCACUCAGGCCUUUCUCAACAUCAGAAAAUCCACACAGGGGAGAGGCCCUAUGAAUGCUGUGAGUGUGAGAAAAGCUUUAUUACCAGCUCAGACCUUUCUAAACAUCAGAGAAUCCACACAGGGGAGAGGCCCUAUAAAUGCAGUGAAUGUGGGAAAAGCUUCACUCUCAGCUCUCAUCUUACUGGGCAUCAGAGAAUCCACACAGGGGAGAGGCCCUAUGUAUGCAGUGAGUGUGGGAAAACCUUCACUUACAGAUCAGUCCUUUCUCAGCAUCAGAGAAUCCACACAGGGGAGAGGCCCUAUGAAUGCCAUGAGUGUGGGAAAAGCUUCACUCGCAGCUCAGGCCUUUGUCACCAUCAGAGAAUCCACAGAGGGGAGAGGCCCUUUGAAUGCAGUGAGUGUGGGAAAACCUUCAUUCAGCGCCAGCAGCUUAUUAGUCAUCAGAGAAUCCACACAAGUAUGAGACCCAAUGGAAGCAGUGAGUGUGGGAAAAGCUUGUCUUGCCACUGAGCCCAUGUGAGCCAUCAGAGAAUCUGCAAGGAGGAUCGACACCAUAAAACCCUCUAGGGCUAUCAAUACUUUAAUACUUUCCUGGUUCCCACAUAGUAACUUUUAAAAACCGUUUGAAACACCGAUAUCCCUCAGCUUGUCCAGAUGAGUGAGUCGCCCAUUUUUGCAGUUUGACCUCUUUGAGGUGGACUCAUUUGUCCUUUCUAUCAACUCCAUUCUCCCAUGAGUAAUUCGAGUGUGCCCUUCCUAUCAGGAACCAGGAAGUGUCACAUUUAUACCAUUCCUCCUAUUGCAAAGUUCUUGUUAGAGUCACCAGUGAUACAGAUUGUAUCAUUGCCAAUUGUUCUCAUGUUGUGCUGAAGAGCAGUUAUAAUGGGAACUUUCAUAUUACAUUUAAAUGAAGAGGAGCAGGGCCAGGAAAAAAGUGUCAUUUCAGCCUCUGUGAUACUGGAAGGAGAUGUAAAAAGCAACACAGAGUCCUGUGGCACCUUAUAGACUAAAAUAUGUAUUGGAGCAUAAGCAAUAUACAAAAACCUGUAGAAGAACACUUCAAUCUCCCUGGGCACACAAUAGCAGACUUAAAAGGAGCCAUCCUGCAGCAAAAAUACUUUAGAGCCAGACUUCAAAGAGAAACUAUUGAGCUUCAGUUCAUUUGCAAAUUUGACACCAUCAGCUCAGGAUUAAAUGGACUGUGAAUGGCUAGCCAACUACAAAAGUAGUUUCUCCGUUGGUGUUGAUAGGGAAACCAACCCCCCUUAGUUUAACCCUUAGUUUAAUAGCCUUGUUUAUGUAAGUUUUACGAGCCCACAUAUAGAGGCCUUAGGCUUCUGCUGACUAAUACUUGUAGUAGUUAAAGGUUUAAUUGCUUUAAGGAUAAGGAAACGGGGUAUGCAGCACUAACAAAAGAGGACCUGGAAAAGAGACAACGGGUCUCCUAGAAAUCUGUUCUGCUAUAGAUGAAUAUAUUUGUUUUGGCUUGCAUAUGAUGCAAGUAGGGGAUCCCAAGGAGGGAUCACCAGGUAAUCAGCUCAAUACUGCCCUAUCAUAUAAUACUCAAUAAUGACUUCUAAUAGAAUUCUCCUUUAGCUUGAGUAAGUUUUAUAACAAAGGCUUUGUUGGCUUUAUGCUAAGUUACCUUAAUAACUUAUCUGUCUGUAUAAAGUUAAAAGCUUGCUUAUCAGUAUAAAAUUAAUACUUGUCUGUCAGUGCAAAAGCCAUCUGGCCAGAACUGGGGAAACUGGACUCCAAAAGAGGAUCCCAGGAAACCAUGUGAAGCUUGCUCAUAGUAACCGCAAAUAGGGGUAACAGAACAGUCAGGGCCGCAUGAUGGCCAAAGAACAUCAACAAGGAAAUAUAAAAGUCAGUUGCUUGCAAAAUUGCAAUAUGUAUGCCAUAUAAGGAAAAUAUUAAUUGUGUUUUGCAGUGUAAGCUAUAUAAUAAUCCAAAUAAGGUUGUAUUAAUGCAUAAGCAAGAUAUGAUAAUUUGCAGUUUUAAGCUUUAUAAGGUGCAGGGAAAUUUGUAAGGGUAGAGCAGCUUGCCCCUUGCUAGGGGAUAUGCUAGCUCUCCUGGUAUGCAUACCUGUGUAACAAUAAAGGAGCCUCAGGCUGUCUGAUCAAAUCAUUGAGGUGGUGGUUUUUUCCCCGACGGUGUUCACACCUCAACUGCUACAAGAGGGCCCCAUCCUCCCUGAUUGAACUAACCUUGUUAUCUCUAGCCUGAUCCUUGCUUGCAUAUUUAUACCUGCCUCUGGAAAUUUCCACUACAUGCAUCUGACGAAGUGGAGAUUCACCCAUGAAAGCUUAUGCGCCAAUAUGUCUGUUAGUCUACAAGGUGCCACAGGAGUCUUUGUCACGUUUUACAGAUCCAGACUAACACAGCUACCCCUCUGAUACUUGGAAGGAGAUGGGGUGACUCAGAGAUUCCCUCCUUGCCCAUCAUGGCAGAACUGUUACCUUUUGUCUAAGUCAGGCAGAGUUUAUCACCAUCACAUUCUACCCCUCCACUUCUCAGUGUCAUAUGAUGAAGUGUUCUCAGUUCUCUGUGCUUGGAGAUGAUGCUUUAACUUAUUUAAUCCUAUAGCAGAGUUGCUAUGACUGGAGAUGAAAGUAUCAAAGACUGAGAAGGGGAAUUCAAAUGGAUCCUAAAUGCAGUGUGAUCAUUUCAAGUUUAAAUCCCAGGUUCCAUCUAUUGGUAAAGCCAGUUCUGGCAAGGUGGCUGCUUUUUCCCCCAUUAUGGGAAUGCUAGGAUACUAAACAUAUUGUAAAUAACAUAACUGAUUGUUGAGACAGUUCUCAAUGAAAUAUGUCUGAAUGGAUCAGAGAAGAAUGUGAUGAGAGAAUCUCUUGUCCUGAUUCUAAAUAAUUAGAUGUAACCUGCUCUGGAAUUUCAAUUUACACUUUCAUUGUCAUGUAUUCUAUCUCUCUGUGAUCUGGGUUUCUAUCUUUCUUUAUGGCUGUGUGGUCACACAAUUAGAUAUUAGUUCAGCUCAGAUUUAUUGGAGAAUUUCAGACAAAUGACCAUUUGCUAAAGUCAUCAUUUCUCACUUCAGCUUUGCUUUUUCCCCAUCCUUCCAUGAUGAUAUGGAGAAAGUUCAAGUGCAGUUCUGUCAAUAGGAGAGAACUCUCCAAUUUACUGGCCAUGCUAACGACGACACAGCAGUGAUUUAAAAACUCCACUUGGAAAUGGUGAACAAUAGCAGACCCCCGACUAACUGAAGAAAGUGCAUAUGACCACAGUGUAGUUCAAUUGUUUAGAUCAAUAUUUUCUCAGAUGGCUAUGUUGGCAGGAGAAGCUCUCCUGCUGAUGUAGCGCUAUCUACACAGGGGAUUAGAGAUGUGUAACGAUGUUGCUCAGCUGUGUUGAUUUUUCACACCCCUGAGCAAUAAUUAUACUGAGAAAUGUCUUUAGUGUAGACCAGACAAUUCUCCCUUGUGUUUUCUGCAUUUGUAUCACUUCUCCCCUACUUUCUACUACUUUGAAAGAUUUAAAGUAUGAAAAGAGAGGUAUUUUUCCUCAUGAUGCUAACAUUCCCACAUAGGAGACCCCUUCCACCAACACGCAUGGCAGAAGAACCAGAGGUAUAUGAACUCACAGAAAUGUUGGGACAGAGCACAACUUGUGCCAAAGUUCAGUUGUUGGCAGUGGGCAUUAAAAGAAAACUAACGUAUGUGACCAGAAUUUGUGAUCUUUGAAUAUAUUAGUGUUACUAGUGAAAAUGAAAUGAUAGGUGAUGUUAUUGGUUAAAGAGUAAGAGACUAAUUGUUUGAUAAUCUGAAUUAUUUUGGAAAACUGAAA